Colletotrichum phormii is the source of this 4453-nucleotide messenger RNA. Its product is annotated as beta-tubulin cofactor d. Lineage: Eukaryota; Fungi; Ascomycota; Sordariomycetes; Glomerellales; Glomerellaceae. The transcript is spliced from 4 exons. Gene Ontology annotation, molecular function: GTPase activator activity; beta-tubulin binding. Bases 211 to 4320 code for a protein of 1369 amino acids. Gene Ontology annotation, biological process: post-chaperonin tubulin folding pathway; microtubule cytoskeleton organization; tubulin complex assembly. The record is from RefSeq and is a predicted model, not a curated record.
CCGAGGUCUGGUGCUUAACAUUCCUCGACCAGAUAAAACGAGGAUCAAGACAAAAAUUUCACAUUUGAGGUUCAGAUUGAAGUUCUCAAGUCGGCAUUCAGGGAUCUUCGGGCAUCUCAUCUCACGCCGCCGCUACAAGACAUGGAAUAAAAGCCCAGCCAACUAUCCACGAACCUCUCAACCUAUUUCAACCAUCGGCGAUCAGCCAACAUGGACGCCCAUGAAGACGAUAGCGACAUCAAGCUGCAAAAGGCAUCGUCGGAACUCAUUGCAGAAUUCUCUCGCUCACUCCCGCUCUUCCUUCGCAAGCCCGAUGGCAAGACCCUCCGCGCCCGCGUCAGGGUGUCGGAGACCUCACGUCUGACUUCAAGCCUCCUUGACCCAUUCCAAGAACUCCCUCAACUACUGGACCCUCACCUCCCGGAAUGGCUUCCCCUCCUUGCGUCAACGUACCUAGAGCACCUCAACACCCGCACCCGCACCCGGGCUCGGCCAUCGGCUUCAACCCGCUCCCAGCUCCUCGAGCCCCUGAGUCUCGCCAUUGCCAAAAUCAUCUACCACUUCACCAAGAUCCGCGGCGAAAAGGUCAUUGUUCGCUUCCUCAACGUCGAGUCCCGCCACAUCGAGCCCCUCCUCUCGGCCCUCGAGGCCUCGGAGCGCGCCUCGUCAACCGCCCGCCCUGCGCUUAACCCCCUUUCUUCUCCCCAGUCCGCCACAGCGUCCUCAUCAGCAACCCCCGUCGGCACCGCACAAUGGUCUUGGGAAGAGCGCUACCUCGUCCUCCUCUGGCUCUCCCACCUCCUCCUCGCCCCCUUCGACCUCUCCACCAUCUCCUCCGCCUCUGCCGAACCGGAUCUCACCCUUCCCUCGAUCCCAGACUUUGACUGGCCCGAGGACCUCCCCGGAAUCACCGUCCGCAUCCUCCCGAUCGCCAUCAAGUAUCUCGCCUCCUCCGGCAAAGAACGCGACGGCGCCCGCGCUCUCCUCGUUCGCGUCGCCAUGCGCCGUGACAUGCAAUCCCAAGGCGUCCUCUCCGCCCUCGUCCGCUGGUCCCUCGCCUCCCUGAAACCUUCACCCUCACCCUCACCAUCCUCCUCCGACGCCACGACACCGGCAUCAUCACCGCAGCCGCCCUACUUCUACAUCGGCGUCCUCUCCUUCCUUGCCGGCGUCCUCCGAUCCUCCAUAAACACCUCCGACAUGGACGCCUACCUCUCGUCCAUCUUCCUCACCGCGCACGCAGUCGCCUCCGCCGAAGACGCCUCGGACACCACGGCCGCGGCCGCCCCGUCCGUCUCAGCCGCCAUCCGCUCCGUCGCCGUAGCGCGCAAAAUGCUCAUCAAAGUCAUCCGCUCCGUCACUGUCCUCCUCCUACGCAGCAACAAGUCCCCAUCAGACCACCAGAGCACCGACGAGCUAGUCGAAAUGUCCAUAGGCUACCUCCUCGAAUCCCUCGCCGACAACGACACCCCCGUCCGCCUGGCCGCCUCCAAAGCCCUCAGCAUCGUCACCCUCAAACUCGACCCAGACAUGGCCUCCCAAGUCGUCGAUGCCGUGCUAGACUCCCUCAACCGCAACGUCUUUUGGACCCGCGACCCGGGCACCUCCAAAGGAACCUCUUCUUCCGCAACCACCACCACCUCCACGCGCGACCUCACAGCCGUCGACCCCCUAGAAUGGCACGGCCUAAUGCUCACCCUCUCCCACCUCCUCUACCGCCGCUCCCCGCCCGCCUCCCAACUCCCCUCCAUCGUCCACGGCCUCCUCCUCGGCCUCUCGUUCGAGAAACGCAGCACCUCAGGCGGCUCCAUCGGCACAAACGUCCGCGACGCAGCCUGCUUCGGCAUCUGGGCCCUCGCACGCCGCUACACCACCCCAGAACUCCUCCACGUUCCCACCGCGUCCGUCGUCGCGGCACGCAGCUACCAUCAAACCUCUUCCACCUCCUCCAACGCUUCGUCCAACGUAUCCGCCUCCAGCGUCUCUAUCCUCCAAGUCCUCGCCACAGAACUCACCGUAACAGCCUCCCUCGACCCAGCAGGCAACAUCCGCCGCGGUGCCUCCGCCGCCCUGCAGGAACUCAUCGGCCGGCACCCGGAUACCGUCGAAAAGGGCAUCUGGGUAGUCCAGGCCGUAGACUACCACACCGUCGCACUGCGCUCGCGCGCGGUACACGAUGUAGCCCUCAGCGCGACAAAACUUUCGUCGCAGUACGGCGCCGCGCUACUGGACGGCCUGCUCGGCUGGCGGGGCAUAGGCGACGCCGACGUCGUCUCGCGGCGCGUGGCUGGUGCUUCGUUUGGUACGCUUACGCUGGAACUCGCGCGGCAGACGACGGCUUCUGCUUCGGCUUCGGCUGCUUCUUCGUCAACGUCCCCGUCUAGCGAGUCUAGUGACGACAAUGACGACGGGAGCGUUGCUCAGUUCACGGCGUCCAUCGAGAGGGUUCUCGCGCGCCUGCGUACGCUCCAGACGCGCCAGGUCGACGAACGACAUGGUCUCGUGCUCUGCCUCGCCUCCGUCCUGGAUAAAUUCCCCGAGCUGCUCGCCGGUAAACCGAUCGAUACCGUCAUCACUGAGAUUGCUCACCGCAUCAUCCGCGAACUAGAAUCACUCUUCACAGAAUUCCAAACGACAACAUACCGUCGACCAGAACUCAUCGCCGAAGCAUACAGCCGUCUAAUCACUUCAUCAUUCCCUGUCCUACAAGCUACAUCAUCACCGAGCAGCCAAACCACAAACCUAGAACCAGGCUACAAGGUCGUCUCAACAGACAACACCAAAAGCCUAAUCGCCGCAAUCAAGACACUCGACGCCCAGGACAACAACAACAACAACAACAACAACAACAAGAUCCCCGACAGCAUAGCAAACUUAGUCUCCACCUUCCACCCCAUCGUCAGCGCAGGCCUCGCCCGCACAGAAAAGGAAGCCGUCGCCGCGUCCUCGGAAGCAGCCCUCGUCCUCCUCGUCUUCUCACCAGCAGAAGAGCGCAAGCGCAUCGUCACAGAAUGGGCCGGCGCCGUGAGGCAGCGGCCGACGUCGCGCGCGGCCAGCGAUACGGGCACGCUGUUCGCGCUGACGAUGUCGUACGCUGUCACGACUACCUUUGGCGGCGACGACAGAAACAGCAGCAGCAGCUGCUGCGUCGUCUGCGACACGAUCCUCGCAAGAUGGGCCACCGACAACGACAUUGACACGCGCGUGGCGAUCCUACAGGCCCUCUCGCAGAGCGGUUUACUACGGGACCAGGCGCUUGUGUUCCUCGAUCUGCUGGCGGAGGGCCUGAACGAUUAUACGACCAACGCGAGGGGCGACGUCGGGUCCCACGUCAGGCUGGAGGCGCUCAAGGCGACCAAGUCGUUGUGGACUAUGGCUCUUAGCGUGGAUCGGGAAAGAACAAACAAGAUGGACUGGCUUCCCGAGGCGGUCUCGAAGCUUUUCCUCCGAAUCUUACGUCUGGCCGCCGAGAAGCUGGAUCGCGUGCGUACUGAAGCGCACGCGGUCCUUGCUUUGACUGUUGAGUCUAGCUUCGCAACAACCUUUACAAAGCUCACCUUUUCAUCAAAACCUUACUUCCAAACGCUGCUCAACCUCUACGCAACAGACAACAGCCUCCGACCGCCCAUCGCGGAGCCGGCCAGGGCCGACGCGGGUGCCUGGAUGGCGGAGCUGCUGGCGGGCUACGUCACGUCGGCCGACACGGGCAACGAGGACCUGGUGAUUGCGUCCCGCGCGGCGCUGGCCGACUUUUGCGCCGCGUCGCCGCGGAACCUGGACGCCGUCUGCGUGGCGCUGGUGAGCAACGUCAAGACCAGGCAGCAGCAGCAGACACCAGGCCAGGGCCAGGGCCAGGGAGACCGCGUGGUGGUGCCGACGCUCGAGAUUGUGGCGUUCCUAUGCCACGUCGGACUCUUUCAACAAUGUCGCGAGGUCGAUUUGCGGCACCUGUGCUUGCAGGUCCAAAAGGCGGGUUACAAGACUGGCAAUGUUAGGAAGCUGGAGGCUUGCAUCAAGGUGUACGGCUGCGUGGCCGGGUUCGAUGAGGAGUGUGCCGGUGUGAAGGAGGAGGAGGAGGAGAUCCUCCGGGGUAAGAGGCGGGACGGCAUCUCAGAGGCCAGGAAGCGUCUUGGUGCGUUGAUGUUUCAUCCCUGGCCGAGGGUGAGAAGCUUGGUCGUCGACGAGCUGUGGAAAUUGUUCGGGGAGGAGGGUGAGAAUGGCGGCGGCGCCGAGUCGCUCAAGAGCGUCGACUGGAGUAAAGCCGACAAAGCUUCCAUCAACCGCGUCGUGGACCGGUUUGCAUUGUCUCGGGCAGCGUAGUCAAGCAUAGCAUAAUACAAUGCGGCUUCGUGGGUUGCGCGGAACGCCGUGACAGAGAAUGUUCCUUUCGUCCCAAACCAAGGUUGUACCUUUUUCAGUCAGUGCGGGCCAGUCUCUUCGAGAAGAAAAGUGU